Messenger RNA from Pichia kudriavzevii, 396 nucleotides. RefSeq lists its product as uncharacterized. The record is from RefSeq and is a predicted model, not a curated record. The transcript has a single exon. Lineage: Eukaryota; Fungi; Ascomycota; Pichiomycetes; Pichiales; Pichiaceae. The coding region runs from base 1 to 396 and encodes 131 amino acids. Gene Ontology annotation, molecular function: zinc ion binding; DNA-binding transcription factor activity, RNA polymerase II-specific. Gene Ontology annotation, biological process: regulation of transcription by RNA polymerase II.
AUGGAAAACAAUGAUAUAAAUGUAAUUAUGGCGAGCAAAUUGUCACAAGGUGUUAAGUCAGUCAAGAGGAGGAGUAGAAAAGGGUGCUUGAGUUGCAAGAGAAGUAAGGUGAAAUGUGACGAGCAACAUCCAACUUGUGGAAGGUGUUUUCGUCGUGGAACUGAAUGUGAAUAUCCUGUAUCUACUCGUUCCACUCCGACAGAAACAACCGGAGAUAGUUCAGUUGGUGUAGUUCUAAACCAGAAGUGUCGGGUCACUAAGGAUAUGGAACAAGAAGAUGCAGGAUUUGUGCCACACGUGAGGUCAAAAGCUGCAGAGUUUAUUCGGUCACUUAUAGAUAAGAAAGGUUGUCCGGAGGUGAAAGAUUUUUCACAAGUAAUUAAAAGCAUACACUAA